Molecule: messenger RNA, 1341 nt
Organism: Didymella exigua CBS 183.55
Lineage: Eukaryota; Fungi; Ascomycota; Dothideomycetes; Pleosporales; Didymellaceae
Product: acyl-CoA dehydrogenase NM domain-like protein
Exons: 3
Coding region: 1-1341 (446 amino acids)
Molecular function (GO): flavin adenine dinucleotide binding; oxidoreductase activity, acting on the CH-CH group of donors
Source: RefSeq, a predicted model, not a curated record
AUGUCGUUUCCUCCGGCGAAGCCUGCACUUGCGCCCUCCGCAAAGCAGCCCACCAGUAAAGAGACUUUCGGCAACCUCGGCCCCUGGGCUGAGCCAUCUUGGUACUCCUCACUCGCAUCGCCCUAUUAUAACGAAUCCCACAAGCGCUUACGCAACGCGUUGCGCUCAUACAUUGACAAAAAUGUCAAGCCAUAUAUGCUAGAGUGGGAGGAGAAAGGCGAGGCGCCAGUAGAGGAGCGUAAGAAAUGGGCUCGUACAGGCUUUGCAUUUGGCGAAGUGCCUGAGCCGUACAGACCUAAAGAUGUACCUGGUCCUGCUGGCAUACCAGUCGGAGAAAUGGACAUAUUCCAUCUCUUGGUGUCGACGGAUGAGAGCAGCCGCAUCGAAGGUGGUGUUGGUACUGCACUUGGCGGCGCAAGCGUGAUCGGUCUGCCGCCUAUUGUGCAUCAUGGCACAGAGGCGCAGAAGCGCAUGUGGUUACCAGGGCUGUUUAGCUGGGAGACAAGCUUCUGUCUGGGUAUCACGGAGCCGAGCGGUGGUUCCGACGUUGCGAACCUACAAACGACCGCGAAGAAGACACCAGAUGGCAAGCACUACGUCGUGAACGGCUAUAAGAAGUGGAUCACCGGCAUGCCUAUCGCUACGCACAUGACAACCGCAGUGCGAACAGGUGGACCAGGGAUGGGCGGCAUCUCUGUCCUCGUCAUUCCCGUCGACUCGAAGGGCUUCACAUGGCGACGCAUACCAAACAGCGGACAGAAUGGAGGCGGUGCCAGUUUUGUCGAGAUGGAUGACGUCCACGUCUCGGUCGAAAACCUCCUCGGCAAGGAGAACGAAGGCUUCCGGAUCAUCAUGACCAACUUCAACAAAGAGCGAUUCAUCAUGUCAGUUGGCUGCAACCGAAAGGCUCGCACAUGUCUAUCUGAGUCGUUCGAAUACGCGAACAAGCGCCAUACGUUUGGGAAGCCAUUGAUCUCGAAUCAAAUAAUCAGCCACAAGCUUGCUACAAUUGGCCGGUAUGUGGAGAGCCAUUGGGCCUGGCUUGAGCAGCUAGCAUACCACAUUCAGCAAUCUCCAUUGGGCUGGCAAGACCCGGAAAUCGCUGGGCAGAUUGCGCUGGCCAAGGUCCAUGGUGGGCGAAUUCUGGAGAUGGCAAAUCGUGAGGCACAACAGAUUUUUGGUGGAGCCGGGUAUCAGAAGGGUGGCCCUGGCGCUAUCGUUGAGCAGAUGAGUCGCGAUCUGAGGAUGAUGGUUGUUGGAGGUGGCAGCGAAGAAAUUAUUGCAGACCUGGCUGUUCGACAAGAGACUGCACUAGCUAAGAGGAGAGGCUGGAAGUUGUGA